Molecule: messenger RNA, 255 nt
Organism: Meloidogyne enterolobii
Lineage: Eukaryota; Metazoa; Nematoda; Chromadorea; Rhabditida; Meloidogynidae
Source: the annotation of a GenBank genome assembly
AUGGAUGGAUCAGCAACUCCAGCAACAACUGUUGGCGGUACACAAGCCAAAAUUGGUGGAAAUCCUGGCACAAUUUCUGCUGUUAUUUACAUUUGUGGAGGUUUAAAUUUAGUUUUUAUAAAUUUAAAUUUUAAAAAAGAUUGUCACAAAGAGAAUGAAAUACGUCCAAAAGAUCCAAUUAGAUGUCGAGAAUGUGGCUAUAGAAUUCUUUACAAGAAAAGAACUCGAAAAAUGAUGGUUUACGAUGCUCGAUAA